Daphnia pulicaria is the source of this 826-nucleotide messenger RNA. RefSeq names its product protein nervous wreck-like. The record is from RefSeq and is a predicted model, not a curated record. NCBI's taxonomy places the organism in Eukaryota, Metazoa, Arthropoda, Branchiopoda, Diplostraca, Daphniidae. The coding region runs from base 200 to 514 and encodes 104 amino acids. The transcript has 7 exons.
GUCAACAAAACACACAAGUCGAAUAAUCAGUUAAUCACCAACUUUUCGUUCGAAAUUUUUCGUGGAUUAAAAACAGGUGGAUCAAGCUCACGGUGCUGGCCCCGGAUUGAUUCAGAGUGGAAAACAAUAUGCAUCUCGUGUCGCCCAAGAAUCCAAAAAGAUCAGAGAAUCAACGAGGACGCUGGAAACUCUACAGGGCAUGAAAGAGAGUGGCUUGAAGAGUGAUCCGAAUGAACCCAACGGACCUAAUAUUGACGCCAAAAUCGAUGAAAUCAAAAACCAACUGAGGCGCACAGAGACUGCCAAAAUCAAAGCUGAGGCUCGGUUGGAGUGCCUUCAUGCUGAUGGAGUCAAAGUCAAAGAAUUCCUUCAAGACGCAGAGUGUUUGGUGACUCUUGGAUUGAUGGUGAUUGAAUCAUAUCAUCAUCUGAGAUCAUUCUUUACAUUGUCGAAAAUUAGAAUGGCAAGCAUCACCAUUGGCUCGGGUUUCUAUUUUGGAAAUUGGUGUCCGUAAGGUGCGUCUCGUGUUAGAUGUUCUCAAAUUGAGUAAAGUUUCAGAUGGAUGAGAUCAACCCGAGUACUUUGUCUAAAAGUAUGUGACCGAAACUUAUGUAAGAUUCGAAAAUGGCAAAAAAUCUAUGUUGAUAAAAACAUUACUGAUAAGCGGGUUGUUUGGUUUGGGCAGACUUUGAACAAAGGGUUUUGUUUAUGGAUGAAGUUAAAUUAAACUCAUGUACAUCUGUUCAGCCAUGCUCUGGGUGGUUAUAAAAUUUAUUUCCUGCAGCAUCAAAGUUAUUUCAAGAGUAAAUAUAAUUUUUAUUUAUUA